AGAGGAUCGGCUUCCCAAAGAAGAAGGAACCACCGUCGAGGCCGAUCUGCGGCCUAAGGCCACCAGGCUGCUCGAUCGGGACGGAUCCCCACCGGCGCAUGACUCGUCUUUUUGCCUGCGUUUUCGUUUCUUCUUUCUUUGUCGCUUUCGUCGGCCGAACGACGCCCAUGACGAUGGAGAAAGGCUUCAACCGUUGACCAACGCCCGUGGACCGGACCAUCACCUCAAUCAGAACCCCGUCUCGUCUCCGAAUUUCCUCCCUCCCUCCCCGCCAUGUCAUGGAAACGUCGGAAAUCCUCGUUCACGUCUCCGCUCCCAGCACCGCCGCGGACGAUGCCCGCUAUCGUGCUCAAGUUCAGGCCAUCCUCGGCUUUCGUCCUGUCUCGAGUCAAGUAAUCACCCUCAAGUCGGACGAGAGUCCUUGUGAUCAGACGCAAGAGCAGGAUCAGAGUCAGGAUCAAGACCAAAAUGAAAGUCAUGAUCGCCCGCAUGCCGAUGACGCCCGUCAUCGUGGUGCCGAUGCUCAUUCCGCCGGCCCAUCUCUCCCUUACACGUCCGAGUCUACCUUCGAUCUCGAUCUCCACGUGAUCCCACCUCAUAAUCAUAAUAUUAUCCCCUCGACGGCGUUGGCUGCGGCGACAGACCCGCCACCGCCUGGUGGCGCUGCGCCGGAUUCGCUAGGUAGUCCGGUCAGCGUUAUACCGGACUCUCAGCCCGAGAGAUUGGUCUCGGACAAUGCCGCCGAUUUAACUUCAGGCCAGCAUCAGAGGAUAUCGUCGCCGGAUUGCUCGUCGCCUCGCCCGUCGAAGCGAUGUCGAAUAGACCCGGAUCCGACCCCAGGUCAGCCCUCUAAAGAUGUCUCGCGCAAGGAACCUACACCUACUGCCACAGAGCACGAAGGAAAAGAAGAACAAAAGCAGGAACCAAAAGAAAAAGACACUACUACACCCCAGAUCGAUCGUGAAACCCGCCCUCCCCCCGAUCCUCCUUCCUCUCCCAUCCCCAAAUCCAAACCAAAGUCUCCGAACAAAGACAAAGGCGACAAUAAACCAUCUCUCCCUCCCGUUCCCGUCAUUGACAUCAAAAUCGUCCCUCCCAUGCAAAUCAGGCCCUCUCCACCUCCAAUUUCCAACAAGAAAUUCACCACACACAUCACCCCCACCCUAUCCAUGCUCUUCAACCGUCUGCAUUCCCCGCGAAUCUACACACCAGCCCAUCAGUCCCGCUCUCUGGACAUCCUCGAACGAGGAUACUGGUAUAUUCGUAUUGACAUCCUGCACGCAGACGCUGAUGCGAGCAAACCCAAUCCAAACCCGAAUGUCUGGAAUCCGUCCCUCUUCCGCCGCUUCUGGUCUUUCCUAAGCGAGUUUGUAGGGAAAGAAGAGAGAGCGGGAUGGGGAGUUUGGUGCUUACUUGAAGAUGUUUCGUCGAGCUCUGACACAGACUCUGGCUCUGGCUCUGAAACACGAUCCCGUUCCCAAACUGAUUCAAGUUCAAGCUCCCAGCACAACCAGAGCGUUCCCCCGGCUCACGAGCUCAGUCUGAAGGUUUACGCAUGGGGUGAGAUCGCCGUGCAUGUAUACCUACUUCUCUUCCUGGCCAGCGAGCGCCGCAUCCGUAAAAUGGGUGCGCAGUGGCACGACGGCAGCGAGGAAAUCGUAAUCCGCAUGCCGGGGUCCACCUCUACUCCCGCUCCUGCUAAGUAACGUCCACAGAGACUGGCCGGCCAGUUUCCAGAUGACAGUUAUAUCCUCGUAUAUAUACGCACUUUCAUCAAAUUGAGCUUCCCAAUAAUUAUACCCUGUGUAUACGACAAAUUC
This is a messenger RNA of Aspergillus steynii IBT 23096, 1820 nucleotides long. RefSeq lists its product as uncharacterized. NCBI's taxonomy places the organism in Eukaryota, Fungi, Ascomycota, Eurotiomycetes, Eurotiales, Aspergillaceae. The record is from RefSeq and is a predicted model, not a curated record. Bases 279 to 1706 code for a protein of 475 amino acids. The transcript has a single exon.